Molecule: messenger RNA, 1405 nt
Organism: Monopterus albus (swamp eel)
Lineage: Eukaryota; Metazoa; Chordata; Actinopteri; Synbranchiformes; Synbranchidae
Gene: spi1a
Product: Spi-1 proto-oncogene a
Exons: 5
Coding region: 40-1035 (331 amino acids)
Biological process (GO): regulation of transcription by RNA polymerase II; cell differentiation
Cellular component (GO): nucleus
Molecular function (GO): sequence-specific DNA binding; DNA-binding transcription factor activity, RNA polymerase II-specific
Source: RefSeq, a predicted model, not a curated record
AGGAACUAGCUGAUCAUAUGAAUUUGAUGAUUGGAUGACAUGAAUGUAGACUGUUUAAGGUCCAGCUUAUUUCUCAUUUUCAGUUCCCAUUUUUCUGGUGAAGUCAGAGCUGUUUGUUGGGUGAAGCAACAAGAAAAAGUUCUCAUUCACCAUCAGCUUCAAGAAAUAGGAGUCUCAUGCUGCCUUGUUUACAUGAUGGACGGAUAUGUCAUAUCAUCUCAGGGCAAAGAAGCACAAACCUUUACUCUCUCAGUGACAAAAUCAAGUUUCCCCCCUCCAAAGUCCUCGGAGGAAAUUAUUCCAAAUGAGCCAGAGAACUAUCGACCACCUGCGGAGCUGUACCCCUACCUCACUAAUGUGGGGGAGAUUUAUGAAGACCACAGAUGGACUUUUCACCCUGAGCGCAUCCAGCUGCCGGACUUUGAGAUUUCACCGGUGAAUCCACUCACAGAGCUUCAGUCUGUUUCUCCUCAACAACUGAUACAACCGUACCGCUACAGCAGUGAGUCUCUGCCCCUUCACUUGGACCCUCCACUCACAUCUCUCUCUGUUUCACCACAGAUCCCAUAUUACACCCCAUCAUUGUGCUACCAGUAUCAACCCGCCACCUCGCCUGGCCAUUACUACUCAGAGGAGGAACAAAGAGUAAUCAGUCCCCCACUUGAGGUAUCAGAAGGGGAGGAUGAAUGUGACCACAACCACUUCUCCUUCAGAAAAGACACUAAUCACAAGAAGAAAAUCCGCCUGUACCAGUUCCUCCUGGACUUGCUACAAAGUGGAGAUAUGACCAACAGUAUCUGGUGGGUGGACCAGGACAAGGGCAUCUUUCAGUUUUCCACAAAACACAAGGAAGCUCUGGCCAGCCACUGGGGUAUUCAGAAGGGCAAUCGCAAAAAAAUGACCUACCAAAAAAUGGCUCGAGCUCUGAGGAACUAUGGUAAAACUGGAGAGAUUAAAAAAGUAAAGAAGAAGCUGACAUACCAGUUUAGCGAGGAAGUGCUGAGGAACCUCUCUUUACGGCACUAUCCUCACUGAUGAUUGAACAAAGUCUGUCUUUUAUGCUGAAAUCACUAAAGUAGCCAUUAUUCUGUUUUGCCUGUAGAUUUGCAAUCUCAUUCUUUUACUGCCAAAUUUUUCAUACUUAUUUAUUUGUAAUGUCUGUGCAUUUCCUCUAUGGCAUUUCUGAACCUUUCUUAUAAAGUGCUUGUUUUCACAAUUAAAUGGAGUUUGUGGAAUAAAGGAUGAUUAAAGGUCAAGGACAGGUAAAAAAAUUGUUUGACAUGACCUUUUUGUUAUGAAUGUGUGAAUGAAUAUGUUUUAUUCCUUUUGCAAAAUCACUCAAACUGCUCCAACAAAACUUGUUCACAGUGUGCACAUGGUGUAAUCUUUUUCUAAUUCAGUGCAG